AUGCUGUUUUAUUAUUACAAUUUCGACUUCGUCAUGCGAUGUAGGGUGGUCGUCUUGAUCGCGUUCACCGUGGUCAUCGGCUGGUGGCCGGCCGUGGUCGUGGCUUGGAACACCGACAGACUGUACGGCACGCGGAUGCGGGCUCGGCUAACCGACUUGGCCGUGUGGCGGAACCGCGCGUACGCAUGCUGGCCCAGGGCUGACGCUUCACAACCGGUCACCCUGUUAGAACUGCCGUGGCCGGAAACCGUCAACGAACAACCGCAACAACCAUCGUCGUGGACGCCUAGCAGGCCGUUUUACGCAGAUCAACAAGUGAGCACUCCUAUAUGUGUUAUUAUUGUACCUACCUAUUUAAUAUUAAUAAUUACGUCAUGGUUACGACUUUACGAGUUCAGUGGCGUUCUAAAAAUCUAA
Messenger RNA from Macrosiphum euphorbiae (potato aphid), 417 nucleotides. Lineage: Eukaryota; Metazoa; Arthropoda; Insecta; Hemiptera; Aphididae. The record is from the annotation of a GenBank genome assembly.